This is a messenger RNA of Hyalella azteca, 4295 nucleotides long. Its product is annotated as iroquois-class homeodomain protein IRX-5. The annotation marks the transcript as partial. Gene Ontology annotation, biological process: cell development; regulation of transcription by RNA polymerase II; neuron differentiation. The transcript is spliced from 7 exons. Lineage: Eukaryota; Metazoa; Arthropoda; Malacostraca; Amphipoda; Hyalellidae. Gene Ontology annotation, molecular function: RNA polymerase II cis-regulatory region sequence-specific DNA binding; DNA-binding transcription factor activity, RNA polymerase II-specific. Gene Ontology annotation, cellular component: nucleus. The record is from RefSeq and is a predicted model, not a curated record.
GUGCUCGCCAUCAUCACUAAAAUGACACUCACGCAGGUAUCAACUUGGUUCGCCAACGCGCGUCGACGCCUCAAGAAGGAGAACAAGAUGACGUGGGAGCCUCGCAACAAAACAGACGACGACGACGCAAAACUUUCUGAUGAUGAAGACGAUGAGAAGGAGGUCGUUGAUAAGGAUGAUGAUGAUAUCAAGAAGGACGAUAAAGACGGGGAUUCACAAACUGCGCUUUCCCCAGCACCUCCCCAUCACCCUUUCGCAUCCUCCAAAGGGGAAAAGAUUUGGUCGUUGGCGGACACGGCGGCCUGCAAGACGCCUCCUCCUCCGCCUCCUGCAGAUACGAGCGCCGGCAGCGCCGCCGCCGCGGGGGUGUGGCUGGCGGGGGGCACCACGUUCCCUUUGCCCCCCACCAUCCCCCCCACCAACUCCUCCAGCCAGGCACAGUACCCACGCUUUUCCCACCUCAUGCCAGGGGCCUUGCCCUCCCAGUACAUGGCCAACAGUUACAAUGAAGGCGUCGGAACAGACACGCCACCACAGACGCCACCAAACGCGAAGGGCGCGAACGGUCAAAACGGCGGCGUGCAAACAGGUCUUAUGGGCGGCGCAGGGGCGUUUAUGGGCGCGGGUUCGGUGGCCAACUCUGGGUACGGCCUCGGCGUGCCGCUAUCGUCGUGUUCCCGCAGCUCUGCCGGUAUACCCAUGCCCUCGAGUGACGUGAAUAUGAACCCUGCAGGGCAGAGAUAUUCAAGUAUCGGUAAUGGCGUCGCAGCGAACACUGCACUCAGUAAUAACAACCCAGCCAGUAUGGUGCCCACCGCUUUUACUCCUGUGUACAAAUCGUCAGGUCCACAGCAGCAGGUCGUGCAGGGCCAGCAGUCAAGUCAACAAGUCAAUUCAAGUCAACCACCGCAUCCUCAGCCCCAACAGAAUCAACAAGUUUCCUCACAAACCAACGCGCUCAACAGUCCUCCUUCCGUCGGCGCACUCAUUCCGUCCGCUUAUGUAUCUUGAAAUUACGCAUCGCACACGUUCUGCGACGACGAGACGCUGGCAGUUGACGGCUGUCGUCGUAUAGACGAGGCACAGUAUCAGCAAGAAGGACAGGAAGACGAUGACGAUGAAGAAGAUGACGAGGAAGAUUAUGAUUCCGAGUCAAUUUGCUGAUUUUUUCGAAACAAAUCUUGAGUAUAAAUAAUGCCAUUAAAGCCUCACAAGGUGAGGCGGAGGCAGAUGAAGAUGCAAGACAGACGCAACAUGAUUAUCGUGAGCUAUCAUGAAUUCAUGAUAAUGAAGAAAAAACUUCUGAAAAUGAACUAAUGCACGUUGGUCUAAUGCUGGACGUAAUCUCACCGCGAACUAUUCAUAAGUAUAAGGGGCGAGAAAAUAUAUUUUGAACUGUCAAUUCGGAACCAAUUAAAAAAAUAAUGGAUUUCUAAUUUAUAAAUUCUGUCCCGUGCACAAUUUCUCCGAAUUUCCAUGCAGAUGAUAAACUCGUACUAGGAACACAGGAUAUUUCCUAGGAAGAUAUCCUGCCUAUAGCUUCACCACGAGACUACGACCAAUGAUCCUGGUAAUUCGAAUAUCACGCAGAAAAAUGAAUGGUUCACGUUUUCCAAAUAUAUAUAGUGACGCAUUUUCUUAACCGUGGUUCAGACAAUUCGAAGUUGAAAAUUCUCCUUUUCCAAGGUUACAGGAAAAUUAAAUAUGGAUAUGAGUGAAAUUUAAUGGAAGUGAACAAUCAAGCGGUAGAAGUGAACUUGAUAAUUGAUAGGUCAAGCAAUUGAUUCUCACAAAUGUCGGGUAAAGUAUGCUGUAUUCAGAGCUGAUAUUACAGUGACUGACUCACAGAUUCUAUAAUGACAACACGAAUAGAAGAUUAAAUUUUAAUAAAUGGCCAUGCAGUCGAGACACGGUGCUAUCCAGCGUUGGUCUGCAGUCUGUUCAAUUUUCUGUUCAAUUCUAAAUUCAAAUUAGUUUGAACCACAAGUGAGUUUUCGAGGAAAUAUUGCACGUGAAGUCAUUCAGCACCAAACGUCGCCGGCCUGUAUACUGAAUUAUUAAGGCGAGAAUACAACAGUUAAAAUCAACUUAUCAACACGAUUGAUUGGCACUCUUUGGUGAUAUGCAAUCUCACAAUUGACUGAAACGCUGGAAUGGCACUGAAAGCAGCAAUCUGGUCCAGAAGAUCAAUGCAAGUUGGUGGACUUGAGAAAGAAACCCAGGAAACUCGUUCUUUUGCGAGUCAAAUGAGCGAUGUUCAAGAGUUUUCCUUUUCCGAAGUCGACAUGAAGUUUAUUUUAAUAUACCCACAUAUAUUGAAUAAAGGCUUAUUGAGACAAUCACCCAAUAUGUCAUACAGUUUCUCGUGUGCAAUGACCUAUUGUUGAAAUUACUCAACUAAAAUGAAUGAAUGAACAUCCUAUGAAAAACAAAUGAAUCCUGCUUGAAGAAUAUUUUAGUGCCCGCUCAAAACGUUGUAAGAAAUGUAUUUAUUAAUAACGGGAUUUAAAGUUGAACUUUCACUGCUCAAUAACCGCAAUUUUGAGCCUUGCAGCUUCGGUCCCUCCCGUCAACUGUACGAGGAACUAACUAUAUUCAUGCAAAUUCAAUUUAAUCGCUAUAUCUGCGUUGCGAUAUCAGGAUCUGUAAAUAAAACUGUAAUAAAUAGCUCUCGCCUUCCCAUUAUUUACGUCGGUCAAGCGAGAAAUGCGUCGCCGAACAGUCGCACGGCAUGAAGCAGCAAAGCAGAAUUUCUUGAGCCAAAUAAAGAGAAAUUUCUUGAUCUGCAAAUUUUUUAUAUGUAGAACAGAAUUCCUAUCCUUAUUUUCACGGGAUCUUCCCCUUCCCAUAUUUUCAAUAACCUAUGUGAAUAUUGCGUCUGUUGCUAGGUUUCUUAAUUAAUUAGUGAGCGCAUCCUUGAAGGAUUGGUAGACGUGUAAGAUGUUGUACAUAGAAUCUUUAUUGAUAGUUGCUGCCUAAUUCCUAAGUUUAAUAUUUGUUACUUUCUUGAAAAAGUGAGGAGGACAUUGAUGAUAAAAAAUAUUAUGAUAGGUUAUGAUUCCACCAACGUUUUAGUUUGUUGGUCGCAUAAAUUUAAUGUCAUUAAAUUGGUUAUACUGUUGAAAUGCCUUUGAAUUUGUGAGAUAAAAAUUCACUAAGGCUUAAAUAUAUUCCGUUAAUGCGUUUCAGUAAUUCGUAUAUUGCAGCUCGCACCGACGAUUAUUUCAUGUGUUGAAAAACACAUGAAAUAACGGAAAGUUAAAUAGUGCAAACUAAAUAUUUCAUUGCUGUCUCCUUUCCAGCAAAUGUAUUAGAGUCAUGGUCAUGAUUUGAAUUUAUAAACCAGAAAUGCUUUGAUCGAUUUAAAAAUAAUACGAACGGAUUAAGUUAAUAAACCCGUCAUUGAACGUACUUCAUUAGACUUGUUAGCGCCAUGCUAAAAGCAUAACAAUUUGAAGCAUCUAUUGCGCAGGAAAUUUUGCAGGAAAUUUUAGUUAUUCUGUUAACUGGCACAUCACGUGUGUUCUGAGGAACAGUUUUGUGAUGGUGUCAGUAGGCGAAGUUGAAAAUCUGCAAUUUCUACUCUAAUAAUUUUUUGGGUAAUUAUUUGCGACUCUGCCUCAAUAUAUCGUUCUUAAUUUCGAUGUGCCGACAAGUAGGCUUCGACUGUCCCGCCUGAGAUUAAACGAGGGACAAUAAUAAUUAAGUCGUCCUAUAUUUGUGUGCCAAAUAAAGCAAGUAUAAAAAAAUACGACGAUGGUCAUUGAUAUUUUUUUAUAUUAUUCAGGCGCACGCUUCUCAACAAUCUAGUGUCGGAACUACCAUGCUAAGUUACAUGUUAUUUCAUUCUUCGCGUCAGUUCUCAAUUUCAUUUGAUGACUUCAGACAAAUAAAGAAGACAAAUUAUUUUUCAGUUACAUUUUUUCGAUUUUGGACAUUUUCAGACAAAAUUUCAUCGCCAAAAUUGGGAAGCAUUAUUUUCAAUACCAGUAGUUCAGGAACAAACAAUAAUUCUCAAUGGAGACCAUGUGGCCUGAUUUCUAUAUUUUAUUGUAGGGCAACUUAUUGUGCAAUGAAUAAUACGUUAUAUGGAUGUUGUACAGAGAUGAGAAAUGUUAAUUAACUGUAUAAUUUGUAAGGCUCGUUUGUGAAGAACCUCCUGUUCCGACUAACAUUAAUGCGUUAAGUGAUUAAUGGUGACGAGAGUGACGAUCCUAUGGCGCAUAUAAGGCGCCGGCGGAGCUUCACAUUACUUGUAAAUUUCUAUUAUGAUGAAAAUAUAUAUGAAUUCUUAA